This is a messenger RNA of Prorocentrum cordatum, 1741 nucleotides long. Lineage: Eukaryota; Dinophyceae; Prorocentrales; Prorocentraceae. The record is from the annotation of a GenBank genome assembly.
GGAAGCCGAAGUCCACUUUAUUGGGCUCGGCCCUCACGAUGUGGCCCGUCGGCAAGGACGUGCUUGCGCAGGGCCGGCUUAUCGCGACCAAGGCCAAGGCGACGCUCGCGAGUUUGUCGCCGCUGAUGUCAAAGGCCGAGAUCUUCAGCAAGGCCGUGGAGCGUUGCAUGCCAGACCUGGCAGUGACAGACCUGUCCUGGAUCAACCGUGCCGCGGACGCGCUGAUGAACCUCCAGGCGGACUACCAAGCUGCGCUUAGCGGAGGCAUCCAGAUCUACAUUCCAGAGGCGAAGGACACGAUGUUCGUCGAGGGGACUGGCAAGUGGUUGGGCUUAGUUGCGGGAGGAUGGGCGAAGAUUCUGGUGGCCGUGGUGAGGGAAGAGUUGUCUGCCGCUGAUCUUCGGCGUCGGCUACAUGAUACGCUGGAGAUGCGCAAAAUUCUGGCGAUGACGACCGAGUCGAUCGUGUCGGCGCAUCAGCUGUACAACCCAGUCUUCAUUGAUAAGGCCAGCGCUUGCGAGCACGCGGCAGGCAUCGCGAACGCCCUCGUGAAGUGGGGCGAGCUCUUGUUGGCAGUUUCUCCAGACACGGGCGCUUUCGAACUUCAGAACUUGCAGUCAUUGAUGGUCGGCUGCUUCGCGUCCUUCCCUCAGGAUCUUGCUCCCUGGACCUCGCUGACGCCUCCGAGCGCGUUGCUCAAGGCGCCUGCGCUCGUGGAUGGCCCUCGCAUGGACGUCUUGAAGACUGCGAUCAGGAAGAGUGGCGAGACCUAUGUAAACGAGAUCUACGACGCAGCGAAGCAGAUCUUCGGAGAGACCCCGAAGGCCUUCUCCUGCGAGUGCCUGAAGAUGCACGACAUUAAUUUCCUGAUGGCGCUUCGAGUUCAGCUCAACUACCUUGACUCCAUCGCCUAUGCGAUCGGAUGCGCGGCCAAGCUUCACCGGUUGAUUUUGCUGCGAGAGGAGGCCAAAUCAUUCAAGGACUUGCUGCUCACCGAUGACCACGUCACUGCUUGGAGGGGCGCGGGGGUCCGCACGGGGCACCUGCAGAGGCUGAUGGACGACCCCGCUUCAGCUGGCAUGAUGGAGAAGAUCCGCGAGUCGCCCUUCCACCUCGAUCGGCUGGAUGGCCUCCUCGACGUUCUGUCGCGCGGGCGCUCGGUGAUCGCUGAGAGCUCGCGCGUCGAGACCGUGUUCAGGGAGUUCAUGACGAGCGACGUCACGAGGAUGUGCGAGACCAUCGAGCAGAAGGCGCCCACUUCCCCUUCGGUGGGGCUGCUUGGCAACAAGAAAGUCAUCAAGCAGAUCAUCGAGAUGCAGCACUCAACGCUGAGCCAGGUCAGCGCGGCCCUGAAGCACGAGCUGCGGCUGGCCACGUGUUGCCGCCACGUGCUCCACGUGCUGCCUCCAGAGGCCAGCGCACGUGCUGGGAAGGCCGCCGAGUGCGCGCUCGCCACGGUCGCGCUGGGCGCGGUCUUCACUUGCACAGAGGUGGAUUGGCCGGCUACGGAGUUCGAGGACGUGGCGGCGCGCGCCAAGGCAGUGGCCAAGCUCCGCGUGGAGUUGAGCAAGACGGGCUGGGCGGAGACGCCCGAAAUCGGCCAGCUGCUGAACCAGUGGCGCGACGGCCAGUCCAUUGGCACCAGGGACCUCGAGCAGGCCCCAGCUGCGCCGCCCAGGGGCCCGGACACGCAGCACGAGCUGCUGGAGUCCAACCUCAGGGAGGGCGACGACGGCGACAA